This is a messenger RNA of Sclerotinia borealis F-4128, 777 nucleotides long. The record is from the annotation of a GenBank genome assembly. NCBI's taxonomy places the organism in Eukaryota, Fungi, Ascomycota, Leotiomycetes, Helotiales, Sclerotiniaceae.
AUGUCUAAUAAACCAACACUUGUCUUGAUACCUGGAGCAUGGCAUCGUGCUGAGAUUUGGGGAAAAGUUACUUCACUUCUGGAGGAAAAACAAUACAAAUGCAUCCCAGUGGAACUGCCAUCCACAACAGGAAAUCCCGCCACGGGUUUCGGCGACGACAUCGAAGCUGUGCGAGCUGUCAUCUUAUCAGAGACUAAACAAGGACGCGAUGUGAUAAUAGUGGUACAUUCCUACGGCGGUGCAGUCGGUCAAAGUGCAGUCAAAGGCCUCACUCGUCGCAAACCAGACAAUCUUCAAUCCACAAACGAUCAAUCAACUGGUCAUGUAAUCGGCCUCGUUAUGAUGGCAUGCGGCUUUGGACAAACAGGAGUUAGCUUCAUUGACGCUAUUGGCGGAACACCACCACUACUAUGGAGAUUUGACGAUAGUGGUUUUGCUAUGUUAGAACUUCCAGCUAGAGAAUCGUUCUACCAUGAUCUACCUGAGGAUGAAGGUGAUUAUUGGGUCAGUAAGUUGACGAAGCAAUCGCAAAAGGUUUUGAAGGAGGGUGGUGAGUGGUCUUAUGCGGGGUGGAUGGAUUUGCCGGUUUGGUAUUUGACGACGUUGGAUGAUAAGACGUUUCCGCAAGAGGCACAGAAGAUGUUUGUGCAAAUUGCGAGGGAUGCUGGAGCGGAUGUUACGGUUAGGGAGGUUGUGAGUAGUCAUUCGCCGAUGUUGAGUAGACCGAGGGAGACGGUGGAUUUUAUAUUGGAGGCGGCUGCUUCUUUGGUCAAAUGA